UAUUUUUAAAAAUUAAAAAGGGAACUGCUUGUGUUGAAGCCCUGGGAAGGGCCAGGAGAGACGGGUCUUGGAGCCCAUCCACAGGUGUGCCUGAUCCUGCAUGCGGUCUCUGAGAGAUUUCCAAGGAACCUAAAGUUCCUUAGAGCACAGCUUAAAAUCAAAGAUCUGUCCCAACAGAGAGUCGGUGACUUAUCCAAGGUCCCACACAACCAGCGUCAGAACCCAAGUCUUCUGACUCCCGGGCCAGGGCUCUGGACACUUCCUUUGCCAUGAGUGAGGACAGAGGGCAGCUCGUCAGCUUUCUAUCCCCUCCCCACUCCCUUACGUGGGUCUUAGGAAGAGGGCCAAGAAGCUGGUGUUGGUGAUGCUUUUCUUAUCCUGGAACAACUUCCUUUCUGGGAAACUGGGUGUCUCCUUCUGGGCAAAGACAAUAAAAUUCAUCCAAGGGGCCAAAAGAGCAGGGCUUCUUCUGUCGCCAAACGGAUGGGCAUCACGUGGCUCCAGGGUUAGCAGUCCUGGAAAAUCCCAGCCCUUGCCACUCUGCCUCCCACACCCAUCUACUCACUCACCCUCACACACUCAGCCUCCCGACCCACCUUGAACAUUCACCAUCGCACCCUGUUCACCCUCAGCUUCUGCCACCACUACCUGGGCAAUAUUACCAGCCUUUUCCUAAUCCCAGAGCUGCAGUCUUGCUUUGUCACCCGUCCCAGACCCACCAUGUCCCUGAGGCCACUGAAAUUCCAGGCAGUGGGUGAAGAAAACGAGGAGGAAGAGAGCCUGGAUUCUGUGAAGGCGCUGACGGCGAAGCUGCAGCUGCAAACACGGCGGCCCUCGUAUCUGGAGUGGACCGCCCAGGUCCAGAGCCAGACCUGGCGCAAGGCCCGAGCUGGGCCUGGGCCGGGGGAACCUGGGGCCAUCUGCGGCUUUGACUCAAUGGACUCUGCCCUUGAGUGGCUGCGCCGGGAGCUGCUGCAGCGGGAGAUGCAGGCUCAGGACCGGCAGCUGGCGGGGCAGCUGCUUCGCCUGCGGGCCCAGUUGCACCGGCUGAAGGUGGACCAAGCCUGUCAUCGGCACCAAGAGCUGCUGGACGAAGCUGAGCUGGAGCUGGAACUGGAGCCCGGGGCCGGCCUGGCCCUGGCCCCGCCGCUGCGGCACCUCGGCCUCACACGCAUGAACAUCAGCGCUCGACGCUUCACGCUCUGCUGAGGGGAACCUGCGUGCCUACUGAGCACCCGGUCUCUGCAGUCAUUUAUUCAGGCCAAGGUCGCUGUCUUCUGUUGCUGGGACCAGGGAUUCAUUAUAGAAGAGAAGGCCUGGGUUGGGGGUGGACACGGACUAAUGGAUCCUGAUCUCCCCCACAGCUCUAGCUCUAUCUAUCUUACCAAGAUCAGAACUGAGAAAAGCCGAAACUGGUUUGGCUCAGUGGAUAGAGCGUCGGCCUGCGGACUGAAAGGUCCCAGGUUCGAUUCCGGUCGGGGGCAUGUA
Myotis myotis is the source of this 1488-nucleotide messenger RNA. RefSeq names its product family with sequence similarity 167 member B (gene FAM167B). NCBI's taxonomy places the organism in Eukaryota, Metazoa, Chordata, Mammalia, Chiroptera, Vespertilionidae. The coding region runs from base 721 to 1209 and encodes 162 amino acids. The transcript is spliced from 3 exons. The record is from RefSeq and is a predicted model, not a curated record.